This is a messenger RNA of Lymnaea stagnalis (great pond snail), 5582 nucleotides long. Lineage: Eukaryota; Metazoa; Mollusca; Gastropoda; Lymnaeidae. The record is from the annotation of a GenBank genome assembly.
CCUACAUACUUGUCUGCCACGCCACAAAGAGGCAAAACCCCAUGUGGACGCCCCCAAGUUUCCUCGGAGACGCUCCCCUUCCGCGGACAGUUAACUCAUUGAUAAGAAUAUAUCAAAACCAUGCAAGCAGUUCCAUACAUUGAUGUUCCUUUGUAAGGUGUCUGUCACUUCGCCUUUAACUUUGCAGAUGUGUCAAACUUUUGCCUGCAACAGAACUGGGUCAACGGCAUACAUGCCUACCCGUUCGACUGUACCAAGUUCAUCGAGUGCACGUUCUUGCACACGGCCAUCAUGCACUGCCCCCCAAACCUCGUGUACGACCCCAUUCUGCAGACGUGCACCUACCCCAAGGACGCCGUCUCCUGUUUGGACCACAACGACUACGUCUACCUGCCUGGACAGUCCACACCUGUGCCACACGUGACCGCUCCUUUUGGUAAGAGCAGCCUCCAUAUGCAUCAUACGUGUACAAGAUUUGUCUACAUUUUUAUUCAUGAUUGGUGUCUUUAUUUUGAAGCUGAUAUGUACUUUACUGUUGUACAUGAUGUGUGUACAUAUUUAUCUACAUAUCUGUGUACUUUAUUUUUGUACAUGAUUUGUCUUCUUUAUUUUUAUAUGAUUUAUGUACUCUAUUUUUGUACAUAAUUUGUGUAAUUUAUGUUUGUACAUUAUUUGUGUACUUGAUGUUUGUACAUCUGUGCACUAUAUUUUGUCUGAAACGUUUGUUGUGUUAAAUGUUGCAUAUUUAAUGUCAUGUAAAAAGGUUUGUUUUAUUGCCUGUUUGACUAACUUUCCAUAGCACUCUCAGAUACGUCCACAGUCAGCUUAACGUUUGAUUCUGUUUCUCAGAUGUGUCCUUAGUCUGUCAGACCAACCACUGGCCAAAUGGCUACUACCCUCAUCCUACCGAUUGCAGUUUUUAUCUCCAGUGCGUGGAUGGCUUCACCAUUAGUAUUGCUUGCACUGCUGGGUCCGUGUAUGACCCCGAGUGGAAGGGUUGCGUAAACCCCAGUUUGGCGAAACCUUGUAAUGACUUCAGAACAACUCAAGUGCCUUACACCACUCAAAGAUAUGUUACAACAACAUCACCUAGAUACAGUAAGUACCUCAAGAAGCGCAUGUUAUUACUUACUAAGGGCAGGUAUUACUGAAUAAGUGCGCGUGUUACUGGAUUAAUGCACAUGUUGCUAAAAGGGGCGCAUGUUACUGAAUAAAGGAACAUGUUGCUGAAUAAGAGCGCAUGCUACUGAGAAUGGGCGCAUGUUACUGAAUAAAGGAACAUGUUACUGAAUAGGGGCGCAUGCUACUGAAUACAGGCGCAUGCUACUCAAAAAGGGCGCUUGUUACUGUGGGCGACUUAUCAACUCCACGCUUCAUUGCAUAUUGCCACCCCAUUUUUGCAAUGAAUGUCCACCUUUCUGCUUCUUUUCGUUCACAGACUUAACAAACAUCUGUUUCCUGUACAAACUUCCUGACGGCAUCUACCCUGACCCCGGCAGCUGUGUCCACUUCAUUGAGUGCACGAAUCAGGACACCAAGCACCUGAUUUGUCCUGAUGGCCUGAAGUUCAACUCCAAGUCUCUGUACUGCGACGACGUCCACCUCGUCAACUGCAAUGAUAAUUACAAUUUUCAGUUUGAGCACAUCGUUGUCCGUUGAGGUGUUCAGAGAGGGGUUUGAGACUCCGUGGUGGCUUAUCACGCACUGGGCGAAGACAGCCGCUUAUUUUAGCCAUAUAUAAGACAAGAUCAUCCUGUGUUAUGCUUUAAAAUCAUUCCGCAUUCACACCUGUAAAAGUUUAUUUAACAAUAACAAACGCAGAUUACGUUAUUUUAAAAUGCAAUCUUACAUACGCUACUCUUCCCUUUUCCUCAAAAGCACUCUUUAUUAUGUAAAUAAUGUUUAUUUUCAUCGUAAUACCAAAUCUCAGAUUAUUUCCCAAAUGGACUGAAAGAAAGAGAGAAUUAAAGAACGUUUGAUUUCCUUCUUUCAUUCAAUCUUCCAUCUGGCGAUUAUUUCAUGAGCCACAAUAAACGUCAAUCUUUUUGUGUUCACUAUUAAAUACUUGAUCUUUGACUAGCAUUUGUGUAAAUAAAGGUGUGUUUUUUUUAAGUACUAAAGUUAUUUACUUUAUUAUAAAUUAUGUGAGAUGGCUCUGGAUCAGGUGAGUAAGCAUCCAAUUGUGGAUAGAAAAUCCAUAGAACCCACCACGUGGUACAAAUACAUUGACAAACAAUAAAUUGGUUUAAAAUACUUUACUGCUAUGAUGUGUAGACUUUUGUGAAAAUUUAACUUGAUAAUUUACAUCACAAUGUCUAGACUUCUGUGUAAAUGUAACUUGAUUAUUUACAUCGCAAUGUUUCUAACCAGAAUAAAUAUUUAUGAUAAGUAAUUGUGCGUGUUUGAAUCAUGUUUAUGCACGUUUCAUUAAAUCUUUGUUCGAGGACCAUUGAGUUUAAAUGACCGGCUCUGUCAAUCUCACGUGCCAAGUCUGGCUGACCAGGGUCGGCAAAAGUGUUCAUCGUCUGCUCCUCGUUGCCGGUGGGAAAUAUUCCCACCAAUCUAGACCCGCAUCCUCCAACAAGUGGGAAGGGAGAUCACUGUGUGGGAACAUCGGGACCAGAGGAAGCUACUCUCCUUGCCCGCCUGGUAACAUUGUCCAAAACCCGGUCCAUGUCACCAUGACUUACUUACGUCAUGCUCGUGGUGAUCAAUGAAACCAAUGUAAAAAGCUAUCAAGCGAGUUUAGACAAUUAAAAUUCAACGUUUCAGAAGGUAGCAUCACAAAUUGUCUUUCAGUGCAGAUGUUAUUUCCCCCCCCCCUUUUUUUUUUUAAAGACCAUCUCAUGUCGGAUGUAGGGGCUCAACAUUCUAAUGCCUGCUAACGGUAAUACAGUAUUACAUUCUGUUCGGAAAAUGUUGUGGCUAUAAAUCUACUGAAAAAAAAUGAGACUACGUCGAAAGUUUUUUGUGUUGGGCCAUCCCUUCCAUCUUCUGAUAAGGCCAAAAGUUUUUGUGUUGGACCAUCUCUCCCAUCUUCUGAUAAGGCCAACAGUUUUUGUGUUUGACCAUCUCUCCCAUCUUCUGAUAAGGCCAAAAGUUUUUGUGUUUGUCCAUCUCUCCCAUCUUCUGAUAAGGCCAAAAGUUUUUGUGUUGGACCAUCUCUCCCAUCUUCUGAUAGGGCCAAAAGUUUUUGUGUUUGUCCAUCUCUCCCAUCUUCUGAUAAGGCCAAAAGUUUUUGUGUUGGACCAUCUCUCCCAUCUUCUGAUAAGGCCAACAGUUUUGUGUUUGACCAUCUCUCCCAUCUUCUGAUAAGGCCAAAAGUUUUUUUGUGUUUGACCAUAUCUCCCAAAUUCUGAUAAGGCCAAAAGUUUUUGUGUUGGACCAUCUCUCCCAUCUUCUGAUAAGGCUCACGGCCAAUGUAAUACCGAUGAAGCAAUGAAGGAAACACCACUGAGUAUCUUCUCUUAUAAAUGCGGCCCUAACAUUCUGACUUUGGUUUCGCGGUUGGUACGGUGAUUACAAACCCAAGCUUGCAAAAACUGACCACCAGUCUAGAGUAGAAGAACUAAAGAAUGCUUCGCUGCUUAAAACUUAACUAGUUUUUUUUUUAGUUUUAAUAUAUGGUCGAAUUUAUGCACUGUAUCAGCAAAAUCUCCAGCUAUAGUUUGGCAGCAAAACCUCCAGCUAUAGUUUGGCAGCAAAAUCUCCAGCGAUAGCUUAGCAGCAAAAUCUCCAGCUAUAAUUAAGCAGCAAAUCUCCAGCUAUAGUUUGGCAGCAAAACCUCCAGCUAUAGUUUGGCAGCGAAAUCUCCAGCGUUAGUUUAGCAGCAAAAUCUCCAGCUAUAGCUUAGCAGCAAAAUCUCCAGCUAUAAUUAAGCAGCAAAUCUCCAGCUAUUUUUUAGCGGCAAAAUCUCCAGCUAUAGUUAAGCAGCAAAAUCUCCAGCUAUAGUUUAGCAAGAAAAUCUCCAGCAAUAGAAACAUUGAAAGGUAAAUGUUAAGUGUUAAGUAGCAAAACCUUGAAUUUCAUUUCAUUAGCGUGGCAUUUUAUCGGUGAAUUUCCCUGUCCCCAAGCGUAGCAAGUGUUAGUCUUCUGUGCCAUUUCCAAGAAAAAGUGCAAAUAUCGCAAAGACGAUUCAUUUGAUUUUUAACAUGAUUGUAUUCGAUGGAUACACACUAAUCUAUUUAGUGCACCCCUCUCCGUCACUAAUGUACAAAACAUUCACACGGCAUAUAGUCACAAAACAGGUAUUGUAGACAAGGGUCACGUGACAUGGCUAAAGAUGACAGACUAAAAUGGCGUCAGGAUAAUUUUUCCUCUUUUUCCGUUGCUCCGGGCUGCCUUGGCUCAAUAUUAUACGUUGAUUACGAUGAAAUAGUUGCACUUUUUGAGUGUAUAAAUAAGGACAAUGCAAAUUUUGAUUUGAGAAGUAGUUUUGAUUUGCAUUUCGUUUACAGUGAAGGAGACUUGCUCAAUUUGCCAUCCUCACGCUCUCGUGCUGCGUUAUUUGACUCUUUGGCAAGACUUAAUCAAGACGACCGCAAAUAAACCAGGAUGCAGUAGAUGAUCAGCGAUGUUUCUAGUUUCAUUACUGUGCUCCUUAUGCGUUGUAGUUUGCAGGAGUUGUCGGAAUUUCAUCGUGCCAAUGUCAUACUACCUACGGCACUCCAUAUGCGGGUUUGAUGUCAGAGUUUGCAUUAUCUUAGAUGAGUUGCCAUCUGAGUUUAACGAGUUCCAUCCACGCAAGGUGCUGGUGAGGGUUUUGAUUUUGCUGGGGAUUGAACUCCAUUCCACUUGGCUUGGGAUUGACUGAGCUAAUACCACUAUACACUUGGGUAUAGUGGUCUUAAACUUUUUUUCCGGCCACCGCGCUCUUGGGACCUUCUAUCCUUAAACUGACACUUAGCACCCUAUAUAUCAGCAUGCUCAGAAUAACAUUUUGCAGCAUCCUCUAGGUUAGUUACUGGGUUUUUUUUAUUUAUUUAUUUUUUUACAUUUUAAUUUUUUAUUUUUAAUACAUAUAUUUUUCAACAUUUUAUUGCGACCAGAUGUUGGCGAUGAUACGUGCCCAAAGCGCUAAGAAUAGAUUUUAUAUUUUUAGAUUUCAAACAAUUGUAUUUUCAAAAGUACGAGCUCUAUUGAGGAAAAAUGUCCUGUCCUGCCAUAGCUAAUAAAUUUCCCUUUGUUGGUCGGUGAUUUUGCAAUCUACCGUUUAAAUAGUUUACUUCUGGCUUACAAACAAACAAAAAACUAAGCAGUUGGAUCAGUUGAGAUGAACAUUUAAGUGUCACAGAAACGCCUCGGCCUUGAUUAACAAAGCGGUGUAUUUUUUUUUUGCUUUUCUUUUUUUUCUUUCUUUCUAACUCUGACGAUAACAUAAAGUGGUUCUAAGUACUUCGAGCGUCUCGUCAGAUUGCUUGGUUCAUUUUUUAAAGACAGUAAUGUAUCUGUAAAACGAGAUCGUGUCUGUCUUACACCUGAGGGUCUCCUCAAUUCAUUCGUGACUUAUCUUAUGGGUACAAUAGUUAAAUGAAAUUUAGCUUACCCCCCUUUUGCUGUGGUGACAUUUUUUGUCUUUUAUU